UUAAAUCCCCUCUCUCCUAGAUUGGAGUCGGCCAUUUCAACCCCACAGGCAAACCCCUCCGACUGAAGUAAGCGGGACUGUGUCUGAUAACAUCCGAAGAUGAGUGAGACAGCUAUUUCCUUCGCCAAGGACUUCUUGGCUGGUGGUAUUGCCGCUGCCAUCUCCAAAACAGCUGUAGCCCCCAUCGAGAGAGUGAAGCUGCUCCUCCAGGUACAACAUGCCAGCAAGCAGAUCUCAGUCGACAAGCAGUACAAGGGCAUCAUAGACUGUGUCGUCCGUAUCCCCAAAGAGCAGGGCUUCCUUUCGUUCUGGAGAGGAAACCUGGCCAACGUCAUCCGAUACUUCCCAACUCAGGCCCUCAACUUCGCUUUCAAGGACAAGUACAAGAAGAUUUUCCUGGAUGGCGUGGACAAGCGCAAACAGUUCUGGAGAUACUUUGCGGGUAACCUGGCAUCUGGUGGCGCCGCUGGAGCCACAUCUCUCUGUUUCGUCUACCCCCUCGACUUCGCCAGAACACGUCUGGCUGCUGAUGUCGGCAAAGCCGGAGGGAGUCGUGAGUUUAAAGGCCUGGGAGACUGCCUGGUAAAGAUCACCAAGUCUGAUGGCAUCAAGGGUCUGUACCAGGGCUUCAGCGUUUCAGUGCAGGGCAUUAUCAUCUACAGAGCUGCUUACUUUGGCGUCUAUGACACAGCAAAGGGCAUGCUCCCAGACCCCAAGAACACACACAUUGUUGUCAGCUGGAUGAUUGCUCAGUCUGUGACCGCGGUCGCUGGUCUUGUGUCCUACCCCUUCGACACCGUCCGUCGUCGUAUGAUGAUGCAGUCUGGACGCAAAGGAGCCGACAUCAUGUACUCUGGCACCAUUGACUGCUGGAGGAAAAUCGCACGUGACGAGGGCUCCAAGGCCUUCUUCAAGGGGGCAUUGUCUAAUGUCCUCAGAGGCAUGGGUGGUGCAUUCGUGCUUGUCUUGUAUGAUGAGCUUAAGAAAGUCAUCUAAGUUGCUUUUGUUUGUCCACUAUUCAUGUUGUGAAGUUUUAACUGUAACAUAUCUUGUACAUUUGGAAGGACUUAAAUGCCACACUAUAUUUAUAGGGACCAGCUAGUAUUUUCUACUAGUUGUAAGGGGGGAAAUCUGUCAUGCACUCUCUUGGCCCAUGCUUUCUUUUUCUUUUGUUUUGCCCCUCAUCAGAAUGUCAUUCCCUGAAUACAGGAACCUUACCGGAAGAAAAAGAGAAAUAAACACAACCUACUGAGUGAAUCUC
Molecule: messenger RNA, 1261 nt
Organism: Larimichthys crocea (large yellow croaker)
Lineage: Eukaryota; Metazoa; Chordata; Actinopteri; Sciaenidae
Gene: slc25a5
Product: solute carrier family 25 member 5
Exons: 4
Coding region: 100-996 (298 amino acids)
Biological process (GO): mitochondrial ADP transmembrane transport; negative regulation of mitochondrial outer membrane permeabilization involved in apoptotic signaling pathway; mitochondrial ATP transmembrane transport
Cellular component (GO): mitochondrial inner membrane
Molecular function (GO): ATP:ADP antiporter activity
Source: RefSeq, a predicted model, not a curated record